Messenger RNA from Exophiala mesophila, 1394 nucleotides. RefSeq lists its product as uncharacterized. Bases 149 to 1141 code for a protein of 330 amino acids. NCBI's taxonomy places the organism in Eukaryota, Fungi, Ascomycota, Eurotiomycetes, Chaetothyriales, Herpotrichiellaceae. The transcript has 3 exons. The record is from RefSeq and is a predicted model, not a curated record. Gene Ontology annotation, molecular function: RNA binding.
CACUGGAACUGCAUUUUCCCCCGCGCCAUUCGAUUGCCUUUCCAAUAAAAGCCAACGACAAUAACCUUGAGGGAAUUGAUCCGUCUCACUCUAUUAAUCUGGUUUUUCUAUCAUCUCUGCUAUACUUGAACCGCGCAAACUGUUCAAUAUGUCUACCACCGUCCAUGUCAAGGGGAUUUCCCACGAGACAAGCGAAAAGGAAGUCAAGGACUUUUUCAGCUUCUGCGGCAAGAUCAGCAACAUCUCAGUUACUCCGGAAUCGGGGGCAACGGAUUCAGCCAAAUCGGCCACUGUGACCUUUGAGAAAGAGACCGCUGCGAAGACCGCUCUCUUGCUCGAUAACACUCAGCUCGGCAAAUCUCAAGUUCACGUCACCUCAGCAAGCAACAUCGACGACGUUGCCUCCAAGGCAGGCGCAGAUGUCACCUCAUCGACCCCCGAUGAUCACAUCUCACAAGAAGACAAGCCUCGCUCAAGGAUUGUGGCAGAAUACCUCGCCCAUGGAUACACCCUCUCUGACACCGUCAUCACCAAAGCCAUUGGACUCGAUCAAAAGCAUGGCAUCAGCACCAAGUUCACCGCAGCCCUACAAAAUUUUGAUACCAAAUAUAAAGCGACAGACAAAGCCAAAGCUGUUGAUACGAAGCUUGGUGUGUCAGACAAGGCAUGGGGAGCCUGGGGUGGUCUGAAUUCAUACUUUGAAAAGGCCAUGGGAACACCCACUGGCCAAAAGGUCCGAGACUUCUACAUUCAGGGCGAGAAGCAAGUGACAGAUGUACACAACGAGGCGCGCAGACUUGCAAAUCUGAAAAGUGGCAACCAAAACACUCCUGAAGCCGUUCCUGGUACUGAGAAGACAGUUUGCUCCUGUGGUGGAGCUGAGGGGGUGUGUGGUUGUGCUCCAGGAAAGUGCAGUUGCGCAAGCUGUGCAAAGAGUGACAACACCAAACCCACGCAGCCUGAACCUGUCAAAGGAACUGACAAGACUGUCUGCACAUGUGGCGGGUCAGAAGGAGUUUGUGCAUGUCCCGCUGGACAUUGUGCUUGUGCCAACUGUGCAAAGUCAACCGCUGCUGCAACAACCGAAGCAAAGGAGGCGGCACAGGCAAGCGGGCAAACCCUUCCCUCAGGCAGUGUCUAGAUUCAUUGCUAUUGCAGGCAUUAUCGAGGAAAUUAGGUCGUUGCAGUCUAUGCGUAUAAGAUUUUACGGUCAACACAUGGAUGUGUCUGAUGAAAAAUGCUCCCACAUUAGCGCCACGACUGUGGCUCCGCCAUCACCACUGGUGAGCGUCAAACUGUGCUUUUUGAGCAAUUGAAUGAGGUCAUGAAGUUGACAAACGUGCUGCUGUUUUGAUAUAUAUAGCUUAGCCAGAAUCGAUACCUGUUCCUGUUUG